Messenger RNA from Wasmannia auropunctata (little fire ant), 3053 nucleotides. RefSeq lists its product as uncharacterized. Gene Ontology annotation, molecular function: RNA binding; calcium ion binding. The transcript has 6 exons. The coding region runs from base 439 to 2292 and encodes 617 amino acids. NCBI's taxonomy places the organism in Eukaryota, Metazoa, Arthropoda, Insecta, Hymenoptera, Formicidae. The record is from RefSeq and is a predicted model, not a curated record.
GGAACACCUUUUACACCUCGUCGGUGCUUUCAAGCGCCGUAAUUAGACAGCGAUAAUUGAGAUUGAACUGGAAUUAUUGAAGAAAAAAUUAAUAUUAAGUUUAGUAAAUUUUGCUUUAAUUGAUCAAAUCUCAAUCCAAUCUCAGAGUGUCAAUCGCUAGUGUGAUUAUGACUUUACUUGUCCUACACAUGCACGCGCGCGUAUAGGUGCGUAUACAUACAUGCAAAAAGAUAUAAAGUUGGAGCAGUUGCGUCAUGCCGAGCAGUUGAAACCUUGGAAUAUGUCUAUAGUUCACACACGUGGUGCGUUAUAUAUAUGUAUAUAUAUAUGUAUAUAUCAACAAUUUUCCACCCGGUGAACGCUUAACCCAAAAAAAAAGUUGAGCCGUUGGAAGGUGAGAGCAAUCGGGAUAUCAAAUUUUGUCAAUAUUAUUGUACAAUGGCCCAAUAUCCGCCCAUUAAUGUACGUCUGGCGGUGAACAGGGUAGACUUCAAUCUAAUAACGAACGAAGGCAUCCAGCCGCGGCUCUACACCCCCGGCGAGGAGAUAUCCAGUCAGCCGGAUUUCCUAAGAGGCCAUGGGACCUACGUCGAUGAGGACAAGACGUUGCGCGCAUCGGUCGCUGGGAUUCUGGAAAAGGUGAACAAACUUAUAUCGAUUAGGCCCUUGAAGGCGCGCUACAAUGGGGAGAUCGGUGAUCUCAUCGUGGGAAGGAUAACGGAGGUGCAGCAGAAGCGUUGGAAAGUUGAUAUAAAUGCCAAGCUUGACGCUGUUCUGUUAUUGUCCAGUGUUAACUUGCCUGGUGGUGAAUUGAGGAGACGAUCCGCCGAAGAUGAACAGACGAUGCGCAGGUACUUGCAGGAGGGAGACCUGAUAUGCGCGGAAGUGCAAUCGAUCUUCGCCGACGGUUCGCUCUCCCUGCACACGCGAGUGCUGAAGUAUGGCAAGCUGUCGCAGGGGAUUAUGUUGAAGGUACCGCCGAUGUUGAUUCAACGCAAGAAGACGCACUAUCACAUCCUAGAGAACGGCGCCACUCUGAUACUCGGUAACAACGGCUACGUGUGGAUCGGCGCGAGCAUUCAGAACGUCGAUAAGUCCGAGGGUGGUUUCACGGAGGAUCUGUCGAAGAUCCCGGUGGAGAAUCGCAACGUGUGCACGCGGUUGCGUAAUUGCAUCUUGAUCCUGGCGCAGUGCAACAUGCUGCUGUCCGACACCUCCGUGACGUACGCUUACGAGGAGUCCUCUAAGUACGAAGUGCACGAAUUGCUGCAUCCCGAGGCGAUGGUCGACGUAGACAUGGACGCAUGUUUCAAUGCCUUCGAUAAAGACGGCGACGGAUUCCUGUCGAUCUCGGAAUUCGAUCUCAUAUGCCGCGCGUUAUUUCGAAAUGACCGCGGCAAGAUUUACGGCCUCGAGGAGGAUCAACUGCGCGAGGUGUAUGCGAUCUUUGACAUCAAAGGCGACGGCCUAAUCGACAGGGAAGAAUUCGAGGUCUGCUGGAACCGAUGGAUCAAAAUAUGCACGCGUCCCAAAAGUGCCUUCCUAAUUGUGGAUGUGCAAAAUGAUUUUAUAACAGGUUCCUUGAACAUAAAGCAGUGCGCCGCGCAGCACGACGGUUCGGAAGUAAUCGACCCAAUUAACCGAUUGCUGGAAACUGUACCGUUCGAUUCGGUAUUUUACUCCUUGGACUGGCAUCCUGUGGAUCACGUGUCCUUCAUUGACAAUUUGCACUUGAGAGAGGUGGACAUCAGCAGCAACAUCUCGAAGGAAGCGGCGCGGGUGUACGACACAGUGACGUUCCAGGGACCACCGUUGCUGAAGCAACGUCUGUGGCCGCGUCACUGCGUGCAAGACUCGUGGGGCGCCGAGCUCCACAAGGACCUGAAGAUCGUCGACAACGCGAUCAAGAUCUACAAGGGCACGAAUCCGGAGGUCGACUCGUACUCGGUGUUCUGGGACAACAAGAAGCUCACCGAGACGACGCUGUCGUCGCAGCUGCAGGAGAAAGGCGCCACCGACAUCUACAUCUGCGGACUGGCCUACGACGUUUGCGUGGGCGCUACCGCGGUGGACGCGCUCACCAGCGGCUAUCGCACUAUACUGAUCGACGACUGCAGCCGCGGCGUGGAUCUCGUCGACAUCGAGAAGACCAAGGCCACCGUGAUAGGCAGCAACGGCGUGAUAGUGAACUCCAGCCAGGUGAAGGCCAUGGUGGAGGGCAGAGACCGACGGCCGGAGCUCGGCUACAAGCUCGCAUUAGAAAUCAAGCAAAAAUUAAGCCUCGGUGAAUAAUUAUAACAGCAAAUAAGUAUAGUAUACCUAGAAACGUUCAAUUGGUAGAUUAAUAUGAGAGACCAUAAUCUCGCGUUUUGAAGCAGAUCUUGUAAAGCGUAGAACAGCUGAAAAUGAAAAAGAUGCAAAGAUGAAUUAUAGAUGGAGAUACCUUUUUUUGUCGCUGAGUGUUAAAGUAGUUAAAUUAGGUAUUAGAAGGUAAGCGUUGAAAUUUGUUAAUAAGUCUGUUAUCUGUUAUCUUUGGAAAGAAUUCUUUAGGAGAGAUAAAAUUUAUAAAAAUUAGAAGAUCCAAAGGGCCUAAGAUCUGAAAUGAGUGAUAUAAGCAUUUAAACUUAGUGUAGAUAUAUAAAAUUUAGUCGAUGUUAGAACUUGAUGAGAAAAGAUAUUUGUUAAAUAUUUAUUGAGAAAUAUAUGUAAGUACAUUGAAUCAACGAUGAUUUAAAUCUAUGUAUGUAUGCAUAUAUCAAUGAGAGUGAAAUUCGUCGGGAACAAAACUUCCAUUAUAGAUUCUCUUAUAAAAGUAUUUAUUGUGUUGGAAUAAUAAUAAAUAAAAUUAAAGUCUUAGAAUAUGCCGCAUUGAUAAAUGCAAAAUUAUUAAUAAUUUUAAAUAUUAUUUUAAGGCAGGAAUAUAAGAAAUAAAGCGUUGUGAGUUUUAUUAUACACUAUACAUCUUAUUUAUACUAGAUUAUAUAAUGUAGGCGUUAUUUGUUCUUGAUUUACGAUAGAUUUUAUCGAUAUUAAAAAUAAAUGUUAUACAGAUA